UAAUCUACUUCUAACGAAUCCCUUGCACUAUUUCCGAAGUUUCAACUUCACCUAUUUUCCAUUACAAAAGAGAAGAAAACCUGAGCACUUAAUAUCAGAAACCACCCAUCCCUGAACACGAACAGAACCAUGGCUUCCAACAACCUCGUCUUUCUUAUCUUUAGUUGUACCUUUGUUAUUACCUUGUUGAACUUCCCAACCACGAAAGCACAGAACGAGGACAGGGUUUACUUUGAGUACCAAAACUGUAGUCCAAACAGAACAUCUUCUACCAGCGCAUAUCAAAACAACUUGAUAACCCUUCUCUCUUCCUUCACUUCCAACGCAUCUGCAACGUUAUUCUACAACACCACCAUCCUCAGCAGAAACAACACGGUGUAUGGUUUGUUCAUGUGUAGGGGUGACAUACCCUUACGCCUGUGCAAAGAAUGCGUGGCCAACGCAACCGAGAAGUUAUCUACAGACCCAGAAUGUAAGAACUCCGUAGAGGCUGUGAUGUGGUACGCUGAAUGCAAGCUUCGGUAUUCCAAUGUGCCUUUCUUCUCCGUCGUGGCCACGUCUCCAGGAAUUUUUCUUGUCAGCCCUAGCGAUGUCACCACCAACUCCACAAUCAGCUUCAUGAUCUUCUUGCGCGACGCAAUGAACCGAACUGCAGAAGCAGCAGCGGUUUCGGAUGCGAGGUUCUCGACAAAGGAAACAAACUUGUCUCAUUCUCAGACUGUUUAUACUCUCGCUCAGUGCACGCAAGAUUUGUCUCCGCAGAACUGCAGAACUUGUCUUGCAGAAGCAAUAAAAGAUCUUCCAACGUGCUGUGAUGGAAAACAAGGAGGGAGAGUUGUGUUUCCGAGUUGUAACAUUUGGUACGAGAUGUACCUUUUCUAUGGCCUCAUCACUGAUAAUCCACCACAAAGACUCGCUCCAUCAUCAGGAAAAGGUCUAUCACGAACUAUUAUCUUGAUUCUUAUUUUCGCUAUUGCUUUGGUGGGACUACUUUUUGGCAUUUGUUGUUAUAUUUUGAUGCGAAGAAAAACAAGAAAGAGUAAUAACAUUAUACUUAUAGAAAAUCUUGGACUUGGAAGUUCUACUAUAGAGUCAUUGCAAUUCAGUUUGGCAAUAAUUGAAGUAGCAACAAACAACUUUGCAGAUGACAAUAAGAUAGGCAAAGGAGGAUUUGGAGAAGUUUACAAGGGUAUUCUUAUUGAUGGAACAUCUAUAGCCGUAAAAAGACUUUCAAGAAACUCUAAACAAGGUUUAGAGGAGUUCAAAAAUGAAGUUAUGUUGAUAGCCAAACUCCAACAUAGAAAUUUAGUAGCUUUCAAGGGAUUUUGUCUUGAUGAGGAAGAGAAAAUACUUAUCUAUGAAUACGUACCAAACAAGAGUUUGGACUACUUCUUAUUUGAUACUAAACAAGAAGAUUGUUUGACUUGGUCUGAGCGUUACAAAAUCAUAGAAGGGAUUGCUAAAGGAAUUCUAUAUUUACACGACCAUUCUCGACUUAAAGUAAUACAUCGUGAUCUUAAACCUAGUAAUGUAUUAUUAGAUGAAAAUAUGGAUCCAAAAAUUUCAGAUUUUGGACUUGCUAGAAUUGUUGAAAAAGACCAACAAGAAGGAAGUACAAAGAGAAUUAUUGGAACAUAUGGUUAUAUGUCUCCAGAGUAUGCUAUGUUUGGACAAUUUUCUGAGAAAUCAGAUGUUUACAGUUUUGGAGUUAUGAUUCUCGAAAUUAUUAGUGGGAAAAAGAACAUGGGUUCAUAUGAACCACAUCGUAUUGUUAAUUAUCUUUUAAAUUUUGUUUGGGAGCACUGGAGGGAUGAAACACCAUUGAGUACAUUAGAUCCAAAGUUAAAAGGAAAUCAUUCUAAUAUUGAAGUCAUUAGAUGUGUUAAGAUUGGUUUAUUAUGUGUUCAAGAAAAUCCAGAUGCUAGACCUACAAUGUUGACAAUUGUCUCAUAUCUUAAUGGUCACUUAGUUGAAUUGCCUUCUCCCCUAGAACCAACAUUUUCUUUGGAUCGAAGAACGAAUCCAACUAAUUCACAGAACCCAAGCUUGAGACAAUUUGCUAACAAUUUCAUAUCAGGCUCAAUCAAUGAGAUGUCUAUAAGUAAAUUUUAUCCUCGAUAAUUUUAUGUUGAAUGUUAUCUAUAUCUAUUUUGUUGAAUCAUAUUAUAUUAUUUGGCACUUAAA
Molecule: messenger RNA, 2184 nt
Organism: Vigna unguiculata (cowpea)
Lineage: Eukaryota; Viridiplantae; Streptophyta; Magnoliopsida; Fabales; Fabaceae
Product: cysteine-rich receptor-like protein kinase 25
Biological process (GO): protein phosphorylation; defense response to bacterium
Cellular component (GO): plasma membrane
Molecular function (GO): ATP binding; protein serine/threonine kinase activity
Source: RefSeq, a predicted model, not a curated record